Messenger RNA from Phytophthora nicotianae INRA-310, 2373 nucleotides. RefSeq lists its product as hypothetical. Gene Ontology annotation, molecular function: protein binding. Lineage: Eukaryota; Oomycota; Peronosporomycetes; Peronosporales; Peronosporaceae. The record is from RefSeq and is a predicted model, not a curated record. The transcript has a single exon. The coding region runs from base 1 to 2373 and encodes 790 amino acids.
AUGGUCCAGUCACGAGCUGCUCUCGCCCCACCGAUCUCCUCGUUCCCACCCACCGACAUCUUCUACGACUCAGAGAGUGAUGACAGUGACAGUGACGUGGAAGAGUUAUUUGACGCGGGCGACUUCGUUACAGUAGAAGAAGAUCUUUUGCUGGUAAAGCUUCGUUGCUUUCAUCCUAAACUCGACGUACCAGGUCUCUCAUCGGCGUUUCAGCAGAAAUUUGGUGUACAGAGAGACUCUCAAGAGCUCGAGGCGCGACUACAAAAACUACUAACACCUGAGUUUCGAGCUUUGCUCAUUCUAUACCUAAAAUUCUUGACCAUCGCAAAGGAUUCUGGAUCUGGUAUUCUACCCGAAUACCAGUCACUACUUGAAAGCACACGUACGUCGUGUGAGACCCAACUCUUCCAAAUGAUGUACGAUCUGGACAAAUAUCAACACGAAGCAUCCGAAAUGUUAGCAGUCGAGGUGUCGGGUAGAAAUUUUCCGAAGUACACGCGCUCAGUCUCUAAAGCAGAACUUCGUCGUUGUUGCAAGACUAUCGAUGACCUAUUCCGUCGUCAAGUGGAGGGAGAAACGACGGCACCAAACCAGGCCUUCACUCUGUAUGCUGCCCAGACUUUAAACGAGAAGCUACUGAUCACUGACACUGUGCCUCGCUACGAUUCGUGCGCUGUGUUCAACCACUUUGAACAGACAGUAUUUGAUCGACUUAUCUUGUUCGCUAAGGACCCUACUAUCGUCGAACGCUUGGCGCUACAGAGACAACAACAAGUGGAAGCAAACCGCAUCAAACAGCUACUCUCACACCAACUUCGAGCCAUUUUCGAGACACUUCGAGUGAAGCAAGCGGAGAAGCUUGAACAAAUGCAGUUGCAGGAAUUUGAGACUAUAAAACUUCAGCUAGAGAAGAAUCUCGAGGCAGAUCUCCAACAUAUUCGCCAGAUGCAUGCAGCACUUCUCAACCACGAGCGAGCCAAAAUUUACUCGAAAUACGAAGAACAGAAGACUGUGCUGAAUGAGAAAGUGAAGAUUAUGCAACGCGACGUGAUGGCGUUGCAAAAGAAGUGUGACAGCAGCGGCUGGCAUGGACUUGAGCGCAUGAUCAUGACCACGUCACUGCAGGUGGAGCGGAUCUUCGGGUCCAGUGAAUAUCUGCUCCGCCUGCUCAUUCUGGCCGAAGAUAUCGAGGCGGAUUCUUUGCGUCGUGCACUAGUGAAAUACAUUAGCGAACAGGAUAAACUUCCGCAGUUUGUGCUUCGCCGAGAACUUACCAGCAAGAUGAUCGCAGAGACCACAGUGCUAGCUAUUCUCAAAGAGUCAACGACCAAGGAUCUGCUCGAAGUGGCGAGCUAUGGUACGAAUUUUCUUCACCAGGAUCUGGUGUCUCGUGAGCUCCAUACUAGAAAAGUUGAGUUCGGGAGAUUUUUGGCUGGCCUCACCAACGACAGGCUUCGAGCUGCUAGGCGCUAUACUUUGGCGAAGAAACUAACUAGCAACACUGUCACGCGAGACGAUAAUCCAGUAGAUCUAGUGCAUGAAGAUGCAGUGAUACUUGACGAAGAGUUCGAUCGCUUCGCUUCAGCACUGGAGGAUUUUCCUGGGAUCCUGUCACAGGAAUUCACUCGUAGACGUGAAUUCUCGAGUGUGAAAAUGGACAGUACCGAUAUUGAAAAAUAUGUAAGCUUUGCCGCUGAAGACUGCGUGUUGCAACUAGAGGCAUCCCAUCGGUAUUGUACUGUGCAUGCAACGAAGGAGAGGCGACAAGGAGAGUCUGGGAAAUGGAUGUUCGAGGUGACUGUCGACGUUUUCGGCGGAGACGGCGAGAGUCUGCUCAUAGGAUGGGAAGUUCCGCGUACUACUAGCUCCAACAAAGCUCUACCAUCUCCAGAAUCUAAAGACCACGUUGAAGUUGAUUCGAGCUCGACGGUGCCUGGAAUUUCACCUAGUGACGAUGGGCGAAGCUUUGGAGUGACAUGGCAGUCUGACGGUGGUCUCGAUAUGGGAAUGUUUCAUGCUAAUGGUGUAUCCAAGUCAGGAGUACCAAGCUUCCGAGUUGGAGAUGUUAUUGGCUGUACGAUUGACCAAGACGUGGCUGUGCCUCAAUUGCGGUUUUAUCUGAAUGGGGACCUCACCUUGCCGCUGCGUCGUACAGCGAACAAUCAUGUUGGGAUCACAGGAUUGCACGGGUCCGAUACUGCUGAUGUUCCUAGCAGCUUUGGAAUCGCUGUGACGAAUCCAGCGUAUCGACUGGUUCCUGUGGUUUCAAUGUACUCGUCGAGUAAGAAACCCCAAAUGCGAGUUACCUUUAACUUCCGAGGUGACUUCAGGUUUCCAAUUCUAGGUUUUGAUCCAUUUGGUGCCCCACUUUAG